UUCACUCGGAUUCCUGCAGGAAGCUGCAAUAGCUUCGAGUCCAUUUCCAUCUGUUGACCCUCGACGGCGGAGAGGGAGAGGGAGAGGGAGACAGAGGGGAGACGCACAGACACAGACACACAGAGGCAGAGACGGAGACACAGACACACACACAGGGCAGGAGAGGCGGAGAGCGUCUGGUCGACAGACUUAGCCCCGGAGCGCCUGUGAGACGAUGUUCCAUUAAUUCGGGGAUGGUUUGCGAGACUUUGGUUUGCGUGAGGAUCGGGGUGUAACGGGUGAAGGUUCACGCUGCCUCGCUGGAUCUUCUUCUCCGGGGUUUGACGGCUGCGUGUCUCCCUGGGGUUUGGUUUACCCCCCCACCCCCCCAAGGUGGUUUGGAUGUUCCCACUGGGAUUUGCUGCCUCUGGUUCUCCAUCCCUGGGAUGCGGCUUUGCGCCGGCUUCAGGAACGAGCCCUGACCCCGGACGAAGCCCCCGCCAUCCCGCACCGCCAAGCUGAGCAGAUUACGGAAGACCCUCGUCAAGAUGACCAGCCUCUUCCGACGGAGCAGUAGCGGCGGCAACUCCAAGGGCGGCUCCAGCACCGCCACCACCACCACCACCACCGCCGCCGCCGGCUCCACCGCCACCUCCUCGCCGUCCCAGCUCCUCAACAACAGCCGGCCGUCCCGGCAGGUUCGCAGGCUGGAGUUUAACCAGGCCAUGGAGGACUUCAAGGUCAUGUUCCCCAACAUGGACUACGACGUGAUCGAGUGCGUCCUGAGGGCCAACAACGGCGCGGUGGACGCCACCAUCGACCAGCUCCUGCAGAUGAACUUGGACUCUGGCCUUGACAAUGGCUACGACGACAGCUCGGACUCGGAGGACAGCAUCCCUGCAGAGAUCCUGGAGAGGACCCUGGAGCCGGACAGCUCGGACGAGGAAGCUCCCCCCGUGUACUCACCCCCAGCCUACGACAUGCACAUCUUUGACCGGCAGUACCACACCGUGCCCCCCCUGCCACCGCGACGGCUUGACAUCCAGAGUCCGAGUGGGGGUCAGUCUCAGAGACGGUACCGGAAUUGGAAUCCGCCAUUACUUGGGAACCUGCCCGACGAUUUCCUUCGGAUUUUACCACAGCAGCUGGAUGUGGUGCAGAACUCGCAGAAGGCCAAGGUGGCGGGGAGUGGCCAGGAGUCACAGGGCUCAUUGGACCAGGAGCGGAGGCUGAAGCAGUACCUGGAGGAUGAACGUAUCGCCCUCUUCCUGCAGAACGAAGAGUUCAUGAAGGAACUGCAGAGGAACCGUGACUUCCUGCUGGCACUGGAGAAGGAUCGGCUGAAGUACGAGUCGAUGAAAUCCAAGUCUACGAGCGCAAACGAGUCUUUGCCCAGCGACGACAUUAGUUUGCUGUCACCCGUUCCAGCCGACUCUGGUGCCACUGGUGCAGCUGAAGCAAGUGGGGUCGCUCUCGAUGAAGCCUUGUUCAGGGACAGACUCAAGCACAUGGGGAAAUCCACGAGGAAGAAGCUGUUCGAGCUGGCCCGCGCGUUUUCGGAGAAGACGAAGAUGAGGAAGUUGAAGCGAAAGCAUUCCUUAAAACAUCACACUCUUGGAACAGCUGCCUCAACAGCAAACCUGCUGGAUGAUGUAGAAGGGAAUUCUUGUGAUGAAGAAAUCCAGUUCAGAAAACAGACGUUGCAGGAGGCAGAUGAAGAAAAUAAGGAGAGAGAUUUAUGAUCCUGACAGCCUUGGACUGAAGGAGCCAUUCAGUGCUUACACAAAAAAGGACAAUUAGUCUUAACAGAUGAAGCUGGUGCCAGUUAAUGUAUAUCCCUUCAUCUGCUUUUUAAUCACUUUUUCUGCAAUGAUUGAGGCACAAUUAAAUGGGUGGGGGUGGGGACGGAGAGAUUCAGGUCACCACCAUUGUAAGUCAAGGGUCUGGGGUGCAUUUGCACUUCUUUAACCUUGCAGUUCUCUGAUGCUAGAUGUAUAUUUUAGUCUAGACCUGGGACACAAGGAAUUGCAGAUGCAGGAUUACCGAAAAAGUGCCAAAGUGCUGGAGUAACUCCGCGGGUCUGGCAUCACAUAUCUUGCCCCUUCUCUCUGUAUCUCAUACUUUUUGUCCUUUCAUUUUUGGCCAACCCACUACCUAUCAAAACCCCGCUUCCACCUAUCACUCACCAGACUAUAUCCCACCCCCCACCUACCUCCCCCACAAUCAAUCUGAAGAAAGGUCCCGACCUGAAACUUCACCUUGUCACCACCUUGUCACCUGCUGCUGCGUUACUCCAGCACUUUGUGUCUUUUAUUUUAAAUCUUGACCUUGCAGUUCUCUUGACCUUGACUUACAAUGGGCAGAGCACCAUCAGAGAGAUGGGACGAGUUUUUAACUGUAACCUUGUAUUCCAAUAUAUUUUGAUAGAAAAGGCCUUCUGCAGGCAUUGAAUUGUAUUUCAUAUGGACUGAUUCAACAAUGUAUUAACUCUUUAAUUCAGUAAUUAUAUUUGUCAAAUUAUGUCUUCUCACUUUCGAUGUGCCUAAUGAUGUACUGUAUGCGACAGACCAGAAUGCAUAAAAAUCACAUAAAUAUUCCUCUUGUAC
This is a messenger RNA of Leucoraja erinaceus (little skate), 2585 nucleotides long. RefSeq names its product CUE domain-containing protein 1-like. Gene Ontology annotation, molecular function: ubiquitin binding. Bases 528 to 1721 code for a protein of 397 amino acids. The record is from RefSeq and is a predicted model, not a curated record. The transcript is spliced from 11 exons. Lineage: Eukaryota; Metazoa; Chordata; Chondrichthyes; Rajiformes; Rajidae.